Molecule: messenger RNA, 978 nt
Organism: Perognathus longimembris pacificus (Pacific pocket mouse)
Lineage: Eukaryota; Metazoa; Chordata; Mammalia; Rodentia; Heteromyidae
Gene: Rbfox3
Product: RNA binding fox-1 homolog 3
Biological process (GO): regulation of alternative mRNA splicing, via spliceosome; nervous system development
Cellular component (GO): cytoplasm; nucleus
Molecular function (GO): mRNA binding
Source: RefSeq, a predicted model, not a curated record
AUGGCCCAGCCCUACCCCCCUGCCCUACCCCCGCCGCCUCAGAACGGCAUCCCUGCCGAGUACGCCCCACCCCCGCCGCACCCCACGCAGGACUACGCGGGCCAGACCCCCGUGCCCGCCGAGCACGGCAUGACCCUGUACACACCAGCACAGACGCACCCCGAGCAGCCGGGCACCGAGGCCAGCACGCAGCCCAUCGCCGCCACCCAGACGGUGCCGCAGACAGACGAGGCGGCACAGACGGACAGCCAGCCGCUCCACCCCUCCGACCCCACAGAGAAGCAGCAGCCCAAGCGGCUACACGUCUCCAACAUCCCCUUCCGGUUCAGGGACCCCGACCUGCGGCAAAUGUUCGGGCAAUUCGGGAAAAUUUUAGACGUGGAGAUCAUUUUUAACGAGCGAGGCUCCAAGGGCUUUGGGUUUGUAACUUUUGAAACUAGCUCAGAUGCUGACCGAGCCCGGGAGAAGCUGAAUGGCACCAUCGUAGAGGGACGGAAAAUUGAGGUCAACAAUGCCACAGCCAGAGUCAUGACCAACAAGAAGACCGGGAACCCCUACACCAAUGGUUGGAAGCUAAACCCCGUGGUCGGUGCCGUCUAUGGGCCUGAAUUCUAUGCAGUGACCGGCUUCCCCUACCCAGCCACGGGCACGGCGGUCGCCUACCGGGGCGCGCACCUCCGGGGCCGGGGCCGGGCCGUGUAUAAUACGUUUCGGGCUGCACCACCUCCGCCUCCCAUCCCAACUUACGGAGCGGUCGUGUAUCAGGAUGGAUUUUAUGGUGCUGAGAUUUAUGGAGGCUACGCAGCCUACAGAUACGCUCAGCCCACGGCAGCCGCCGCCGCUUACAGCGACAGUUACGGCAGAGUGUACACGGCCGCCGACCCCUACCACCACACCCUCGGCCCCGCGGCGACCUACAGCAUCGGAACCAUGGCUAGCCUCUGCCGAGGAGGGUACAGCCGGUUCACCCCCUACUAG